Messenger RNA from Ctenocephalides felis (cat flea), 1438 nucleotides. RefSeq names its product synaptic vesicular amine transporter (gene prt). NCBI's taxonomy places the organism in Eukaryota, Metazoa, Arthropoda, Insecta, Siphonaptera, Pulicidae. The coding region runs from base 32 to 1438 and encodes 468 amino acids. Gene Ontology annotation, biological process: aminergic neurotransmitter loading into synaptic vesicle; transmembrane transport. Gene Ontology annotation, cellular component: synaptic vesicle membrane; terminal bouton. The transcript has 12 exons. The record is from RefSeq and is a predicted model, not a curated record. Gene Ontology annotation, molecular function: serotonin:sodium:chloride symporter activity.
AGGUGUAUUGAAAUCAUCGCAACAAAUUAAUAUGCUCCAAAUGGAGGAAGAUCAAGGAAAUAACAAUUUGGAGUCAAAGUUUCUUUUAGUUGGCUUGGUUUACACUUGCUUACUUUUAGACAACAUGCUUCUUACGGUCAUAGUUCCAAUACUGCCAGAUUUUCUGUCAACAAAAAUACAAAAAAUUAGCAUGGUAAAUGAUGAAUUACUAAGUGCAAAUUCUACAGAAUCCUUCAGAUUACAGCUUGAUUAUAUCAGAUUAGAAAAUGGCUCAGUUGGACUAUUGCUCUCUGCUAAAGCAAUUGUUCAGCUUAUUUGCAACCCUUUAGUUGGAAUUUUGACAGAGCGAAUUGGUUACAGACUUCCGAUAUUUUUGGGAAUGUUGCAGUUGUGGUUGUCGUCAUUUCUUUUUGCUUUGGGAGAGACAUAUUGGAGCCUUUUGUUGGCUAGAUCUAUACAUGGUUCUGCUUCUGCUUGCUUAGGAGUUGCAGCAAUGUGUGUCGUUGCUGAAUUAUAUCCGGAUGAGAAUUUAAGGUCUCGUAUAAUGGGAAUAGUACUUGGGAGCAUUGCAUUGGGAGUACUAAUAGGGUACCCAUUUGGGAGCUUCCUAUAUGCCUUCUUGGACAAAAGUGCUCCUUUCUACAUUAUCACAGUUUUAAUCACAGCUGUUUUAGUUGUGCAAUUUUAUUACAUGGAUCUGCAUAAGAAAUGUGAAAAUCUUCAAUAUUCAUCAACAAGUGUGAAAGAGUUAUUGAGCGACAAAUUGAUCCUCAUUAUAAGUGGAGCAAUUUGCGUAUCAACGUCUGUAAUGUCGAUAUUAGAACCUUGUUUACCAAUUUGGCUCAUGACCAGAAUCAAACCUAAGAAAUGGCAGUUAGGCACUGUAUUUCUGCCUGAUAGUAUUGGUUAUCUCGUUGGGACAAACUUUGUUGGCGGGUUGGCGUAUUCAUUUGGACAAUGGAAAGUUUCCAUUUGCGCUCUGAUUCUUGUUGGUUUUUCAAGUAUAUUAAUUCCUACUGCAAAUACGGUCUCUGAGCUUAUAUGGCCGCAUUUUUUUCUUGGAUUGGGAAUUGGAACCUUGGAUGCUUCAUUAGUACCACUCUUAGCAACACUAGUUGAUCUGAGACAUUGUGAAGGUUUGGGCACGCAUUAUGGAGCUGUCUAUGCUUUACAACAAAUGGCUGUCAGUUUGGCUUACUCCUUGGCUCCAAUAUUAGGUGGCGAAUUUGCUCAAUCUAUUGGAUUUUCGAAUCUUAUGCGUAUUAUGGGUAUAUUAAAUUUGAUGUACAGUCCUCUACUGAUUUAUUUGAUGAGGGGAUAUGAAAUACGUCGUGAAGACAGCGAAGAAAAUAUUCCAAUUCAUCAAUCAUGUCCAAUAUUCGAAAAUGACAGAAAACUACUCAGUAAAUCUGCUGGUAAUAAAUAUACUAGAUUAUAA